GCCCCUCUCACGCCAGGCGGACGCAAGGCAGGUCUUGCGGGCGGCGAGGGGUACGACGAGAUGAAGGACCUCAUUGGGUGGUGGUACGACUGGUCCGGCAAGCCCUCGGGCCACAGCGGCGCACCCAUCGCCGUGCCCAUGCUCUGGGGCAACGGGCACCGUGGCAGCCUGCAGAAUGAUGCAGCCCGCUUUGCGCAGUUCACGAGCACAUGGUCAGCGUCCAACGCACCGCCCUACGUGCUCGGCUUCAACGAGCCGGACUGCGCGAGCGGCGAGAGCGCGAGCAUGUCGGUUGGCGACAGCGUGUGGGCGUGGAACAAGUAUAUUGCCCCGCUGGCGCAGGGCAACUCGCGCCUCAUCUCGCCUGCCAUGUGCGCGCAGCUGCAUGAGUCGUUCCUCAAGCCGUUCUCGGACCAGAUCUCGACGCCGUUCGAUAUCGUCGCCGUCCACAUUUACAAGCCGGACAUCGCGCAGCUCAAGGCCGUCCUCGACUACUUCUGGAACAAGUACAACAAGCCGAUGUGGGUCACCGAGUGGGGCUGCGUGCACGACCAGAAUGGUUUCCAGCCGUGCUGGGACCAGGGGCAGAACGCACAGUUCAUGAGGGACGCCGUCCGCACGUUCCAGGCCGACAGCCGCGUGUACGCGUACGCGCCGUGCAACGUACAUCCCAACUGGGUCGUCUCCUCGGGCGGCAAGCUCACCGAGCUCGGCAGGGUGUACCGCGACGCCGUGCGUCAGUAC
Cutaneotrichosporon oleaginosum is the source of this 744-nucleotide messenger RNA. RefSeq lists its product as uncharacterized. The record is from RefSeq and is a predicted model, not a curated record. NCBI's taxonomy places the organism in Eukaryota, Fungi, Basidiomycota, Tremellomycetes, Trichosporonales, Trichosporonaceae. Gene Ontology annotation, cellular component: fungal-type cell wall. Gene Ontology annotation, biological process: fungal-type cell wall polysaccharide metabolic process.